Messenger RNA from Cladophialophora immunda, 1377 nucleotides. RefSeq lists its product as uncharacterized. Lineage: Eukaryota; Fungi; Ascomycota; Eurotiomycetes; Chaetothyriales; Herpotrichiellaceae. Gene Ontology annotation, cellular component: fungal-type vacuole membrane. The record is from RefSeq and is a predicted model, not a curated record. The transcript has 2 exons. Gene Ontology annotation, molecular function: transmembrane transporter activity. Bases 1 to 1377 code for a protein of 458 amino acids. Gene Ontology annotation, biological process: transmembrane transport.
AUGUCUCACAGCUGCCGACGGCCACCCAGCGAAGAUCAACUCCCUUCCACUGGAGAAGAGAAUAAAUCGUGGGAUCUGAGCCCUGAAAGAAGCAAGACCGUGACGCAGGUGGUCAGCCAUGAUAUCGCUACCCAGGCCCUUGGAAACAUCGACGAGCUGUCUUUUCCCGAGGGCGGCAAGCAUGCUUGGCUGGCGGUCGUCGGGGCCUUCUUUGCCUGCUUUGCUGCCUUCGAGAUGACCAACGCCAUCGGGGCUUUUCAAAACUGGGUCAUGACGCACCAGCUCCGAGAUGAAAGUGCGUCGGCCAUCGGCUGGCUGUUUGGAGUGAACUCGUUCGUUCUCAUCUUCUGUGGCCUUUUUGUCGGUCCCCCCAGCGACAUUUUUGGGACGCAAAUUCCCCUGCGCGCAGGAGCCGUUCUGUGCGUGGUUUUCUACGUCGUCCUGGGGUAUUGCCAUGAGUACUGGCAUUUCAUGCUAGCGGUGGGUGUCCUCGCUGGAUUGGCCUCCUCCCUUCUAUUUGUCCCGUCAAUCGUGACGGUAGGACAGUACUUUGCACGUCGGCGAGGGGUAGCGACGGGCCUUGCGCUGUCAGGAGGGAGCAUCGGCGGCAUUGUUGUACCCAUCAUGCUUGAAAUUUUGCUGCCCAGGAUUGGCUGGGUCUGGACCACUCGACUGUUCGCCUUGCUCACCUUGGUUCUGGGUGCUCUUGCUUGUCUGCUUGUGCGGCCUCGCCUGGCACCGACGCAGACGCUCAAAGGCUUCACCAGCAUGCUCCCUGAUUUUUCCACAUAUCGCGAAGGGACCUUUUUCGCCACCAGUUUCGGAAUCUUCUUCCUUGAUACUGCCCUGUUCAUCCCGCUGGCAUACCUUCCCACGUACACCACGGCUCAGGGCUUCUCGACAAGCACAGCGUAUUCUACGCUAGCGUAUCUCAACGUUGGCUCAUGCCUGGGCCGUUGGAUCCCUGCGGCAGUUUCUGAUCGCAUCGGGCGCUUCAACACCAUGAUGAUAACCGUCAGCCUCUGCGCGAUUUGUACGCUUACGACAUGGCUCUCUGUAGGCUCCUCCAUUCCUGGCAUCAUUAUCUACGCAGUUUUCUUUGGCUUUGCCAGCGGCAGCAACUUGAGCUUGGCACCGGUUUGUGUUGGUCAGCUGUGUGACAUCAAAAGCUACGCAAGAUACUAUACAACAGCAGUCUUUCUGGCAAGUUUCGGGGCGUUGUCUGGGAAUCCGGUCUCUGGUGCAUUGCUACAAGUAAAUGGUGGCCGGUAUUGGGGGUUGAUAGUGUACACCGGACUGUGCUACGUGGCAGCUUUAGUGUGCUUUGGAGUUGCAAGGACUCGUGCAGUUGGAUUCGGCCUGAGCAAGAUAUUCUGA